CCAAAAUCCACUAAAACCAGGUUUUCAAUAUUGCUGUGAUAUAAUUCAAAGUAAUAUUGAAUCACAUCUAUUAACAGCAAUUAACAUAUGUUAUCAAAAAGUUUUUGAAGCAAAAACAGAAUAUUCUAGCUUAGCUGCUGUGGGUUUUGAGAAUGAAGAUAUUAUUCAACAAUUAAUUACUGAUGUA
Molecule: messenger RNA, 187 nt
Organism: Scutellospora calospora
Lineage: Eukaryota; Fungi; Glomeromycota; Glomeromycetes; Diversisporales; Gigasporaceae
Source: the annotation of a GenBank genome assembly